This is a messenger RNA of Lachnellula hyalina, 567 nucleotides long. RefSeq lists its product as uncharacterized. The record is from RefSeq and is a predicted model, not a curated record. NCBI's taxonomy places the organism in Eukaryota, Fungi, Ascomycota, Leotiomycetes, Helotiales, Lachnaceae. The coding region runs from base 1 to 567 and encodes 188 amino acids. The transcript has 3 exons.
AUGACACGCCAUGAUAUUGGCGUGAACGUUUUGAUGAGACGAAUGUAUUCGACGAACCGUAGUAAGAUGCUCGACUUAGCAAUCCAGCCCCCCGCGCAAGCUCGACCCGGAGUGGCUCUAUACCCACCCCUCACUGCUCGGCUAAGCAACGAGCAUAACAUCUUCGAAGAGCUUUCCCAAGUCUGGGCUGCCGUGACACUAGUCCACCACUCCGGAGAAGUAUUGUAUCAGCAGCUAAGUGGCAAGGUUGCCGACUCUGCCCACCCUCUGCCAGAAGAUGGUGGGGGUGGAUCAAGCUCCACGGCCAGAGACAGAGCUUACUUCUACUUUCCGGAUCUCGUUAUCCACGAGCCCGGCCAGUACCGUGUCAGGGUCACUCUGAUGCAGAUGGACUAUUCAUGUGACGCCGCUCCUGAUGGCGUCGUGACGGUGCGUGAGUACGUCGAUUCACGUUCCAUCAGCAUUGAGAACAAUGCUCCCAAUCGUUCUCGACCGAACUCCCGUGAGCGUGCCUUCCUGCGUGUCUUGAGGGACGACGGCCAGCAGAUUCCGUCAGGCUCAGGUUAG